Stegostoma tigrinum is the source of this 4938-nucleotide messenger RNA. It is a transcript of the gene plcl5, whose product is annotated as phospholipase C like 5. The transcript is spliced from 6 exons. The record is from RefSeq and is a predicted model, not a curated record. Lineage: Eukaryota; Metazoa; Chordata; Chondrichthyes; Orectolobiformes; Stegostomatidae. Bases 332 to 3598 code for a protein of 1088 amino acids. Gene Ontology annotation, biological process: lipid metabolic process; intracellular signal transduction. Gene Ontology annotation, molecular function: phosphatidylinositol-4,5-bisphosphate phospholipase C activity.
GAAAAUAAAUAAACAAAUCCCAUUGCUUCAUUUCAGGAGGUGAUCUGGGAGAGAGGCGUUCUUUGGAACACAACACGUGUUGGAAACGAGGAAGUAACACACACCCGGGGGCUGGUGUGGUGACGGAUUGUAUCCGUUAAUUUGACAGGAAGUAAUCGCACUGGCCCGGGCUAGUCGUAGGAGCCGGUUUUAGCCCAGGGUCCGGCUGAGUGGCGCCUGGGUGGGUGUGUGUGUGUGUGUGUGUGCGCUGGUCGCGCUGUCACCGCCAGGAAGCGGUGCUGGUUGUGGUGCUGGGUGGUUUGGGGGGGAGUCAGGGGGAAAUGCUUCUCCGAUGAUGGCGGAUGGACAGGGAGACGGUGCUGAACUCGGGCUGCAUGUUCCGCAGCUUCCCCUGGCCAACUCUACUGGCAUCCCCCCCGAAGAUCAGCCCGUCUCGAACGGGAAUGGGAAAGGUCCGGAGCCCGAGCGACCAGCCGGCAGCUGUGGGACUGCAGAGGCGAAGCAGAAUGCCAAUCCCCGGAGUAGCAUCAUCAAGGAUGGGACACGACAGAGGAGGGAUAGGAAAAAAACAGUUUCAUUCAGCAGCAUGCCCAAUGAUCGGAAAAUUAAUAGCACUGCAGCCUGCAUUUCCUUCAUGCUGGAGGGCUGUGAGAUGAAAAAGGUUCGGUCCAACUCCAGAGUGUACAAUCGUUACUUCAUCUUGGAUUCUGACAUGAGGUCCCUGAGAUGGGAGCCAUCUAAAAAAGACUCUGAAAAGGCAAAGAUUGAAAUAAAAUCCAUCAAAGAAGUAAGACUGGGGAAGAAGACCCCGGUGCUUCGCAGUAAUGGGAUUUCUGAGCAAUUUUCAGAUGAAUGUGCUUUUUCAAUAAUAUAUGGGGAGAACUAUGAAUCGUUAGACUUGGUGGCUAGUUCUGCUGAUAUUGUGAACACUUGGGUCAUGGGGUUGAGGUACCUGGUUUCAUAUGGAAAAGAUACACUUCAAGCGAUUGAGUCAGACCGAAACAGCUUACGGUCUUCAUGGCUGGAAUCUGUGUUCCAGGCUGCAGAUGUAGACAAAUGUGGCCACAUCCCACUGGCUACGGCUGCCCAGCUAAUCAAGGGUCUGAGACCAGGAAUGAGGACCACAAAAGCGGAACUUAAAAUAAAAGAAUUGCAGAAAUCAAAGGACAAAAUGGGGACGGAGGUCACGUUGGAGAUUUUCGCUGAGGCAUACUGUGAGCUCUGCACACGGCCGGAAAUAUUUUUUCUGCUUGUACAGUUUUCCAGCAAUAAAGAAUACCUCGACUCUAAGGACCUGAUGCUAUUCCUGGAUGCAGAGCAGGGAAUGGAGGGUGUCACGGAAGAUAUGUGUUUGGAAAUUAUUUGCAAGUAUGAGCCAUCACAGGAAGGUCAGGAAAGGGGGUUCCUCUCCAUAGAUGGCUUCACCAAUUACCUCUUAUCACAGGAGUGUCAUCUGUUUGACCUGCAGCAUGAAAACGUCUGCCAGGAUAUGACUCAGCCUCUGUCCCAUUACUACAUUAAUGCAUCUCAUAAUGCAUGUCUACUGGAGGACCAUUUCUGGGGGUCUUCAGAUAUUAAUGGUUACAUCCGGGCUCUGAAGAUGGGUUGCCGGAGCAUUGAACUGGUGGUUUGGGAUGGCCCUGACAAUGAGCCUUCCAUUUAUGCUGUCCAUCUGGUGACAACGCAGAUAGCCUUUCGGGAUGUUCUUGACGUGAUCAAUAAGUAUGCUUUUGUGGCAUCUGAACAUCCACUAAUUCUCUGCCUGAUCACCCACUGUUCGAUUCAACAGCAGAAAGUGAUGGCUCAGCAUCUGAAGAAGAUUCUGGGAGAUAGACUGCACACAGACCAUCCAGACCCAGAGGACAAUUACCUCCCGUCACCAGAGCAACUCAAAGGGAAGAUUCUCCUGAAAGCUAAAAAGUUACCCGGGAAUUGUUACGACUCUGAGGGAGAUGUUAGUGAUGAAGACGAAGGAAUUGAAAUGUGUCAGAGGAUGAGUGAAGACGAGGCGGAUCAAUUGAGCACAGUCACCGAGAAGAAGCUAAGGCUUUCGAAAGAGCUCUCUGAUCUGGUGAGCUUCUGCAAAUCGGUGCAGUUUAAGGACUUUGAAACUUCCAAAAGAAAGCAGAAGUCCUGGGAAAUCUGCUCAUUCAAUGAGGUGGUGGCAAACAGAUUUGCCAAUGAGUAUCCGGAGGACUUUGUGAUUUAUAAUAAGAAGUUUCUGUCCAGGGUGUACCCAAGUCCCAUGAGAAUCGAUGCCAGUAAUAUGAACCCACAGGACUUUUGGAAAUGUGGCUGCCAAAUCGUGGCCAUGAACUAUCAGACUCCGGGACUCAUGAUGGAUCUCAACAUCGGCUGGUUUCGACAGAAUGGGAACUGUGGGUAUGUUCUUCGACCUGCUAUCAUGAGGGAAGAGGUAUCCUACUUCAGUGCUAACACAAAGGACUCAUUGCCUGGCGUUUCGGCCCAGCUGCUUCACAUUAAAAUCAUUAGCGGUCAAAAUCUGCCGAAACCCAAGGGUUCUGCAGCCAAGGGUGACGUUGUGGAACCGUAUGUCUAUGUGGAGAUCCAUGGCAUUCCAGCUGACUGUACAGAACAAAGGACUAAGACCGUGACUCAAAAUGAGGACAAUCCUAUCUUUGAUGAAAGCUUUGAAUUUCAAAUUAACUUGCCUGAGCUUGCGUUGUUACGUUUUGUAGUUUUAGAUGACGACUACAUCGGAGAUGAAUUCAUUGCACAGUACACUAUUCCCUUUGAAUGCUUGCAGGCAGGGUACAGGCAUGUGCCCCUUCAGUCGUUGACAGGAGAAUUUUUGCCACACAGCACAUUGUUCAUACACGUGGCCAUCACCAAUCGUCGAGGCGGAGGCAAGUCUCAGAAAAGAGGGCUUUCAGUUCGCAAAGGGAAAAAGGCUAGAGAGUAUACAUCAACCAGGACUAUAGGGAUCAAAGCUAUAGAUGAAGUUUUUAGGGCAGCCACCCAACCUUUACGUGAAGCAACGGAUUUACGAGAAAAUGUGCAGAAUGCCAUGGUCUCAUUUAAAGAGUUGUGUGGUCUGACGCCCGCAGCGAACAUGAAGCAAUGCAUUCUAACGUUGUCGUCGUGGUUACUGAACAGUGACAACACAGUGCUGGUGACACUGAACCUCAGUGAACAGUACCCUUCCAUGGAGGCACAAGGUCCAGUUCCAGAUCUCCUCAGGAAGGUUCUGGCAGCCUACGAUACGAUGAUCCAGACCAGCAAAAUGCUGAUUGAAUCUGCUGAUGCUGUCUAUGUGAAGAUAAUACAGGCUCAGAAGGCUGGGUUGGACUUCCAUGAAGAUUUGCAUGGAAUUGGAUCGAAAGAAGGUCUGAAAGGACGGAAACUCCAAAAAGCGAUUGAGAGCUUUGCUUGGAAUAUCACUGUGUUAAAAGGUCAAGCAGACCUCCUGAAGCAUGCAAAGAAUGAAGCAUUGGAUAACCUGAGACAGAUCCACUAUGCGGCACAGUCUUGUGGCAUCAGUAAGAAUGGCUCGAUGUCUCCAGACCUAUUCAGAACACGGGGGAUUCUGGAGAGCAUUCCCGAAAGUGAAAACACGAGUGACAAUGGGUCUUGCUGACCCCAGCGGGCUUGGGAAUGAUAGGAAAUUGUAAAUAAUACACACACAUGUUCACAUUCUUGCUUGAGCCCUCUCAGCCUCUGAUAGGCGAUUUUGUAAGACAUGUAUUGGAUUUGACAGUUGCCUUAAUAACAUUUCAUCCUAGAAACAAGGCCAUGUACUAUGCAUUGAGCUGCUUUUAAGGGUCAUCACGACUCAGUGCUUGAGAACAGUGCUAAACUCCUAGUUGUAUCAAUGACAGCACAUCCAAGUCAAUGUGUGGCUCCUAAGUUGCCUAUCAGCGUAGUUACAAUGGCAGGGCCUGGAUAUAAGCCUGUGGUUCCUUCCACAUGCAGUGAAAUCUUAAUCUUAAUUAUGCCACUGUGGGCCCUGGCCAAUUGGAAAUUAGCCAUUUCUCUACAGAAACCAAGGGGAAACAAAAUAUCCACAGAAUCAAAAGGCGUCAAUGUUGAGUAGUUAUAUUUUAGUAAAAUACUGUUAAAUGGAAGCUGGGGUGCUGUCCCUGGAUGGACACCUAGAGGUAGAUGGAGCAGCAGGUCUGCUGGAGGUCAAAGGCGCCAUUAUGUUCUGGAGACUUGCCGGGUAUAUUUCAGUAAGCAAGUAUGCUUGAGAAAUCUUAUGUUUUCGCAUUACAUUUUCACCUAUUGACUCUGGAUGGGUGAAAAUCUAGCCCAAACGAUGUAACAAAGUGCAUCUGGAACCUUUAUUGUAGGUCAAACAUUUGUGCCACAGUCCCACCGAUAUUUGUCUCAGUUCAAAUCUGAGAUUGGAAAUCAAGCUCCUUUUUCAUCACUGGCAAUGCAAGGCGAUCAUUUCAGUGGAGAUGAACAAUGUGUGUCUCUGCUGUAAAUCAAUCACUGUGCUCCCAUUUCAGCCUCACUUCAAAGGCGCUCGUCAGAUCCAAAUCACUGUCUCAAUUCCGGUUAUUGUGACUAGACAGUUGCAAGGAAUCUCAUUUCCAACCACCCAGUAAUGUGUGUCUGUGUAAUAAAGUCAUCCAAAAUAAUAUUUAUGUUUCUCUUUCUGAAUUUUGACAUAAAUGUUUUCUGAAAUCUCGUUUGCCUCUUUAUCUUCAGCGGCUGAGCCAGAAUGUCAUUUACCACCGAAAGCAGGAGUAUGUUCUGUCAAAUUAAUAAUCACGACCUUUAAAACUAAUGGACUACAAUGCUGGUAGAUACCUCUGGACUUGAUACAAUAGUAGCAUUUGACCGCCCUCCCAGUAUAAAGAAGAUGGGCAGAAAAAUUUUAUUUUAGUAUUUUAGUUUUUGUUCAGUUUCCCAGUAAUGUCAUUAUGCUGCUAUUGAAGAUAAAGCAUUAUAAAUAAAGUAACUGUUCUUCCA